AUGUCGGAUCCAUCCAAUACCUCCCGGCGAGCUUCAGGACCGAGUCCCGAGCGAGCCGCAUCCUCAACGGCCGAAAGAAAGGCUCAUGCCAGCGCGUCUGCACCACCUAGGAUCAGGCGGCGUAACAGGCUGAUCACAUCAUGUCUCGAAUGCCGGCGGCGCAAGCUCAAGUGCGACAAACAGAACCCGUGCACGAACUGCACCAAAUUCUCACGGGACUGCUUGUUCCUGGCUCCCACGCUUGAUCCAGCUGCUCAGCUUCGUCUGGCUGAGAUGAAGGAGAAGAUAGGUUCGUUGGAGAGGUCGCUUGAGGAGGACGUUGCCCGAAGACCCAGUGUAUCCAAGAAGAAACCGAGCAUAAAUCUUCCCGGCCUAGAGGAUGCAGACAGUGCCGAUGAGGAUGAUCCUGAAGAUGAGCGAGAUCUCGAGCCAACCCCGAUGGCCAUCGCCGAUACUGCAUACUCUCAGGAGGCGGACGACGAUAUUAUGGAUCUAGGUAUAGCACUAGGAAAAAUGAGGAUUACAGAAAAGCUAGGGGGGUAUGCCAGACCCAAACUGGCAGAGGAGCUCAACGAGAUACUCAAGGUGGUACCGGGGGCAUUACCUUCAGAUAGCGGCUUCUCCAGUCUUGCCGCGUCACCUAAGAGUGCGCAUAGUCUAGCUCCCGGACCUGAUUACAUCCCGCCGGCGUCCAGCUUCCUCUUCGCUCCUGAGCCUAGAAGAGACACUUUGUUACAUUUCUUACCCUCUAAGGCUGCAACAGACAAACUCAUAGCACGAUACUUUGAAGCCGUGCACCCUGUGACCCGUACAGUCCACCGACCUUCCUUCGAGAGGCAAUAUAGCCUAUUUUGGCGAAAUAUCGGCCUCAAUAUUGAGCCUCCCUAUUCCUUUCAAGCAGCGGUCUUAGCUGCCCUCCUUUCGGCCAUUAUCAGCUUGCCGGAUGACUCGAUCUUGUCUGAGUAUGGCGCUUCCAAACCUGAGCUGGUUGAGAACUUCCGGCAGGGCGCUGAGACUGCGCUGGCCCGGGCAAACUUCCUUCGCACCACCAAGCUAGAGACACUACAAGCCUUCGUCAUGUACAUGAUACCACUCUGCCGCAAAGAGGUCUCACGAGCCCACUCCGCUCUACUCGCCUCAGCUAUACGGCUUGCUGAAUGCAUGAGUCUGAACCGCGAUGGCUCACAUUACGGGCUUUCGCCUGUGGAGACACAUGUCCGCCGGCUCGUUUGGUAUCAGCUGUGUGUAUUGGACAUUCGUGUAUGCCAAGCUGUAGGGCCGCGCCCUAUCAUCCGGCGAGAAGACUUCGAUACCAAGUUCCCGCUCAACGUUGACGACUUCGAACUAGAGUCGCCGAAUCCGCCUACCAUUGAUGCGGAUAGAUGGACAGACAUGACGCUAACCAGGAUGCGCUUUGAGUGUACUGAGAUGCAACGCCUCAUAUGGGUCGAGCGGCCGAGAGUAGAGCGGAAGAAGACGACGCUUACAGCGCUGCUGAGCAAAGUCCAGAAUUUCUGGGCCGCCAUGGAGAAGCGCUACUUCCCGAUGCUUGACAAGAGAAUACCGAUUCACUACUUUGCCUACUGCAUGUACAUUGUCGCUUCGCGCGGCAUGCAUAUAGGCGUCCUCUCUCGCUAUAUCACUAACGCCCAGCGCAUGAUGCCCGAACGUUUGAGACAACUCACCAUGUCAUCGGGGACGGUGCAGCUGGAGCACGCAAUCACACUGGAGACUAAUCCUUCUCUAGCGCCUUGGGCUUGGUAUUCUGGAGCUCUACAACAGUACCACACAGCGCUCCUCCUCAUGGGCGAACUCUACGUCUCCCGCCCCAGCCCCCGGGAGGAAGAACGUAUAUGGCGCUGUCUCGACUACGUCUUCGAGCUUUCGCCCGAGAUGACCACGCUCGAGAAAGUACGCUACGUGCUCAUCGAGCUGCGCGACCGGGCAAGUGUCUUCCAAACCAUCCGUAAGACACGUGCACCGGCAACAAUGAGGGAACCCGGUCCGUUAGCGUAUGCAUCAGAAUACUCGCAAAACGUAAAGCAGGGAGCAGGAGCGCAACAGAUGGCCUAUUUCCGCGGCCAUCCUAGCGCGAACAACGCUGGACCGAGUUUUGACUUCAAUAGCAUUGCUGAUGGGGUUCAUGGGGAGGCGUUGAUUACCCCGGCGCAGCAGAUCGGGCCUGGCUCUGCGACCGGAGCGAGUGUCCCUGGCAGUGCGGGCACGAUGGGACAUAGUGAGAGUCCUCAGGACCUUAUGACGGAUAUUGACUGGAACGAGUGGGACAAGAUAUUCCCACAGGACUUCAGCUCCGGAGACUUUAACAUCCCCGACUUUAGCUUCCCACCUGGUGGUGGGAGUAUGAUGUGGUAA
Messenger RNA from Coniosporium apollinis CBS 100218, 2373 nucleotides. RefSeq lists its product as uncharacterized. The coding region runs from base 1 to 2373 and encodes 790 amino acids. Lineage: Eukaryota; Fungi; Ascomycota; Dothideomycetes. The transcript has 5 exons. Gene Ontology annotation, molecular function: zinc ion binding; DNA-binding transcription factor activity, RNA polymerase II-specific; DNA binding. The record is from RefSeq and is a predicted model, not a curated record. Gene Ontology annotation, biological process: DNA-templated transcription; regulation of DNA-templated transcription.